AUGCCGUCGUUGCAACACUGCUCGUCGAGACCCCGCUCGCCAUCGCCGUCUCCAUCACGGACCCGAUCCCGAUCCAAGUCUCAGACAGUCCGGACCGCCGCCGGCGCCGAUCCCGAAGCGACGGCCGGUGCCCAUGUCAUCGACUACGAGACACUGGGCCGCCAGCGCCCUGCCGCCUUCCACAACCUCUGGUCCGAGCUGGGCUUCUGUUUCGCCCUGCUCGGCUCCAUGCUGAUGUCCGAAUUCUUCAUCUCGGGCUUCCACAUCAUCCUGCCGCCGCUCGCCGUCGAGCUCGACAUCCCCAAGGCCUCCCAGACCUGGCCCUCGAGCGUCUUCUCCCUCAUCACCGGUGCCUUUCUGCUGCCCUUUGGCCGCCUCGGCGACAUGUACGGAGGCUACCUCGUCUUCAACGCCGGCCUCAUCUGGAUGCUCCUCUGGUGCCUCGUCGCCGGCUUCAGCCAAAACUACAUCAUGCUCAUCGUCUGCCGCGCCCUGCAGGGCCUGGGUUGCGCCGCCUUUCUGCCCGCCGGCAUCAUGCUGCUCGGCAAGACCUACCGCCCCGGCCCCCGCAAGAACCUCAUCUUCGCCAUCUACGGCGCCUUUGCGCCCCUCGGCUUCUUCUUCGGCAUCCUCUUCGGUGGCAUCGCCGGCGAGGCCUUGACCUGGCGCUGGUACUUCUUCCUCGGCACCAUCAUCCUCGCCGUCGUCUGCGUCGCCGCCGUCGUCUGCGUGCCGCUCAGCGACGUUACCCUGCGCCCGCCCACCGGCCUGCGCAUGGACUGGUGGGGCUUCGCCACCAUUGUGCCGGGCCUCAUCCUCGUCGUCUACGCCAUCACCGACAGCUCCCAGGCGCCUGGCGGCUGGGCGAGCCCGCGCAUCCUCGUCACCCUCCUCCUCGGCGUCCUGCUGCUCGCUGCCGCCUGGUACGUCGAGGCCCGCGUCGCCUCGAACCCGCUGCUGCCGGCCGACCUCUUCACGAACCCCUACAUGCGCGUCCUCGUCGUCGCCCUCUUCUUCGGCUACGGCACCUUUGGCCUCUUCCUCUUCUACUCGACCUUUUACAUUGAGCUCGUCGUCGGCAAGCCGCCCCUGCUGACGGCCCUCUGGUACGUGCCCAUGAUUGUCGGCGGCCUCGUCAUCGGCACCGUCGGCGGCUUCACGUUGCACCUGCUGCCGGGCCGUGUCCUGCUGAUCCUCGCCGGCCUCGGCAACCUCGUCUGCGUGCUGCUCUUCGCCCUCAUGCCCGCCGACCCCAACUACUGGGCCUGGGUCUUCCCCGCCAUGAUCGCCGCCACCAUCGGCAUCGAUAUCACCUUUACCGUCAGCAACGUCUUCAUCACGACCAACCUGCCCGCGCGCCGCCAGGGCCUCGCCGGCGCCCUCAUCAACAGCACCCUCUUCCUCGGCAUGAGCUUCUUCCUCGGCAUGGGUGACGUCGCCGUCGGCCAAACGAGCUACAAGCCGCUCAAGGACAACUACCAGGUCGCCUUCUUCCUGUCCGUCGCCACGGCUGUCGUCGCCCUGCUCCUCUUUGCCUUUAUCCGCAUCGGCCACGCCAAGAGCGACCUGACACUCGAGGAGCGCGAGGCCAUGGAGAAGCAGCGCCGGGCCGGCGAACCCGAUGUCUCGGCAGGUGGCGACGAGGAGUCGGAAGACAGCAGCGGUGUUGCGGUGCCGGCGCCGAUGCCAACACCGACCGAAAGGCGCUCUGCCUUUCUAGAUGGUGAAGACGAGAAGGCGCCAGCUGCUCCGCGCCAGGGGUUGGGAGAGACGGUGUAG
This is a messenger RNA of Verticillium dahliae VdLs.17, 1779 nucleotides long. RefSeq lists its product as uncharacterized. Gene Ontology annotation, biological process: transmembrane transport. The transcript has a single exon. Lineage: Eukaryota; Fungi; Ascomycota; Sordariomycetes; Glomerellales; Plectosphaerellaceae. Gene Ontology annotation, cellular component: membrane. Gene Ontology annotation, molecular function: transmembrane transporter activity. The record is from RefSeq and is a predicted model, not a curated record. The coding region runs from base 1 to 1779 and encodes 592 amino acids.